This is a messenger RNA of Macaca mulatta (Rhesus monkey), 13553 nucleotides long. RefSeq names its product kinesin family member 26B (gene KIF26B). NCBI's taxonomy places the organism in Eukaryota, Metazoa, Chordata, Mammalia, Primates, Cercopithecidae. The record is from RefSeq and is a predicted model, not a curated record. Gene Ontology annotation, biological process: microtubule-based movement. Gene Ontology annotation, molecular function: microtubule motor activity; ATP binding; microtubule binding.
CCAAGCUCGGUGAAGGAGACAAGUUCCCACCGCCGGCUCGGCUGGGCUCGGCUCGCCCAGCCCACCUUCCCGCGGCGGCCGCGAGCCCCGAUCGUAUCCCUCCCUGCCCUCGUGGGGGAGCACGGACCGACUUGCCUGAAGAAAAUGCCAGUGCUGUGGUUGUGACCGUGACAAGAGAACGUGCAGCUGGAGCAGGCAGACGGGGAUGAGGAAAAGCAUGCUUUGAAGAGAAGAAUAAACCCGCGACCCCAACCCUUUCUGCACGUUGGUGCUAUUACUUGUGGGGUCCGUUUGCUCUCGUUCCCUCCCGCCCCACCGCGGAAGAAACCUUGCCUUGAGGGCUGAGAGCCAGCCCCCUGCAGCCGGGCGACGCUUCUGGGUCGGAGGACCUUCGGAUGUAGCGUUGGUGGAACCUUCAGAUACUCUCCUCUGGAAAAGCCACCAUGAAUUCGGUAGCUGGGAAUAAAGAGAGGCUUGCGGUCUCCACCAGGGGCAAGAAAUACGGGGUGAAUGAAGUCUGCUCGCCCACCAAGCCCGCAGCGCCCUUCUCCCCGGAAAGCUGGUACCGCAAAGCAUACGAGGAGUCGCGGGCCGGGAGCCGGCCCACUCCUGAGGGCGCGGGCUCAGCGCUCGGCUCCUCGGGGACCCCGUCUCCCGGCUCGGGCACCUCGUCCCCGAGCUCCUUCACCGGCUCCCCGGGACCCGCCUCCCCCGGCAUCGGCACUAGUUCGCCGGGUUCCCUGGGCGGCUCGCCCGGCUUCGGCACCGGCUCCCCGGGCUCCGGCAGCGGCGGCGGCUCCUCCCCCGGCUCGGACCGCGGCGUCUGGUGCGAGAACUGCAACGCCCGCCUGGUGGAGCUCAAGAGGCAGGCCCUGAAGCUGCUCUUCCCGGGGCCCUUCCCGGGCAAGGACCCUGCUUUCUCGGCUGUGAUUCACGACAAACUCCAGGUCCCCAACACCAUCCGGAAGGCAUGGAAUGACCGGGACAACCGCUGUGACAUUUGCGCCACUCACCUGAACCAGCUGAAGCAGGAGGCCAUCCAGAUGGUGCUGGCCUUGGAGCAGGCAGCUGGCAGUGAGCACUACGACGCCUCGCCCGGCUCCCCGCCACUGCUCUCCAACAUCCCCACCCUGGUGGGGUCCCGGCACGUGGGUGGGCUCCAGCAGCCCAGGGACUGGGCCUUUGUGCCUGCCCCCUAUGCCACCUCCAACUACACAGGCUUCGUCAACAAGCACAGCAGCAAACCCAGCAGCCUUGGGGUCAACAAUGGGGCGGAAAAGAAGAGUGGAUCCCCCACCCACCAGGCCAAGGUCAGCCUCCAGAUGGCCACCAGUCCAAGCAAUGGGAACAUCCUCAAUUCAGUGGCCAUCCAGGCUCACCAGUACCUGGAUGGCACCUGGUCCCUGUCGAGAACCAACGGGGUCACCCUGUACCCAUACCAGAUCUCCCAGCUGAUGACAGAGAGUGGCCGGGAGGGGCUGACAGAAGCAGUGCUGAACCGCUACAAUGCAGACAAGCCUUCCGCCUACGGCGUCCCAGCCUCCCAGGGCUCCUGCGUGGCCAGCGAGACUUCCACAGGCACGUCGGUGGCCGCCUCCUUCUUUGCACGAGCUGCCCAGAAGUUAAAUCUGUCUUCUAAAAAGAAGAAACGUCGGCCCACUUCUUCCGCCGCCGAACCACCGCUCUUUGCCACCAGUUUCAGUGGGAUCCUGCAGACCUCCCCUCCCCCAGCCCCGCCCUGUCUGCUGAGGGCUGUCAACAAGGUGAAGGACACCCCGGGGCUGGGCAAGGUGAAAGUCAUGCUUCGCAUCUGUUCCACCUUGGCUCGAGAUACCUCAGAAUCCAGCUCUUUCUUAAAGGUGGACCCACGGAAGAAGCAGAUCACCUUGUACGAUCCCCUGACUUGUGGAGGUCAAAAUGCCUUCCAAAAGAGAGGCAACCAGGUUCCUCCAAAGAUGUUUGCCUUCGAUGCAGUUUUUCCCCAAGACGCCUCCCAGGCUGAAGUGUGUGCAGGCACCGUGGCAGAGGUGAUCCAGUCUGUGGUCAACGGGGCGGAUGGCUGCGUGUUCUGUUUCGGCCACGCCAAGCUGGGAAAAUCCUACACCAUGAUCGGAAAGGAUGAUUCCAUGCAGAACCUGGGCAUCAUUCCCUGUGCCAUCUCUUGGCUCUUCAAGCUCAUAAACGAACGCAAGGAAAAGACCGGCGCCCGUUUCUCAGUCCGGGUUUCGGCCGUGGAGGUGUGGGGGAAGGAGGAGAACCUGCGGGACCUGCUGUCGGAGGUGGCCACGGGCAGCCUGCAGGACGGCCAGUCCCCAGGCGUGUACCUCUGCGAGGACCCCAUCUGCGGCACGCAGUUGCAGAACCAGAGCGAGCUGCGGGCCCCCACCGCAGAGAAGGCUGCCUUCUUCCUGGACGCCGCCAUUGCCUCCCGCAGGAGCCACCAACAGGACUGCGAUGAGGACGACCCCCGCAACUCACACGUGUUCUUCACACUGCACAUCUACCAGUACCGGAUGGAGAAGAGCGGGAAAGGGGGAAUGUCUGGAGGCCGCAGCCGCCUGCAUCUCAUUGAUCUCGGCAGCUGUGUGAAAGCUCUUAGCAAAAAUCGAGAAGGAGGCUCAGGACUGUGCCUCUCGCUGUCUGCUCUGGGCAAUGUCAUCCUGGCUCUAGUCAAUGGCAGCAAACACAUUCCAUACAAAGAGAGCAAGCUCGCCAUGUUGCUGCGGGAGUCUCUGGGGAACAUGAACUGCCGUACCACCAUGAUCGCACACAUCUCGGCCGCGGCCGGGAGCUACGCAGAGACCUUGUCCACCAUCCAGAUUGCAUCGCGAGUCUUGAGGAUGAAGAAAAAGAAGACGAAGUACACAUCCAGCUCCUCCGGCGGGGAGAGCUCCUGUGAAGAAGGCCGCAUGCGCAGGCCCACCCAGCUGAGACCCUUCCACACCAGGGCCACGGUGGACCCCGACUUCCCCAUCGCUCACCUGUCCAGCGACCCCGACUACUCCUCCAGCAGCGAGCAGUCCUGCGACACCGUCAUCUACAUCGGGCCCAACGGCACGGCCCUCUCUGACAAGGAGCUCACCGACAACGAGGGCCCCCCAGACUUUGUCCCUAUUGUGCCAGCCCUGCAGAAGACCCGGGGCGACAGCCGGCCUGCAGAGGGAGGAGAGCCUGCAGCCGGCAAGUCAGAAAGGGACUGCCUGAAGUGCAACACGUUCGCUGAGCUGCAGGAGAGGCUGGACUGCAUCGACGGCAGCGAGGAGCCCAGCAGGUUUUCUUUUGAAGAAGUGCCUGCUCAGUGUGGGCCAGAGCAGGCAAGCAGAGGCCCCCCGUUAAGCCAAGCAGCUGGGGCAAGCCCACUCUCUGAGUCUGAUAAGGAAGAUAAUGGGUCCGAAGGUCAGCGGACCGACAGAGAAGGCCCAGAAAUCCCAGCCUCCAAGAUGCAGAGGAGUCACUCACCUGUGCCCACCGCAGCACCCGCCCAUAGCCCCAGCCCGGCCUCGCCCAGGAGCAUCCCAGGCAGCAGCAGCCAGCAGAGCGCCUCUCCGCUUGUGCAGAGCCGCAGCCUCCAGAGCAGCCGGGAGAGCCUGAACUCCUGCGGCUUCGUGGAAGGCAAGCCCAGGCCCAUGGGCUCCCCCAGGCUGGGCAUCGCCAGCCUGUCCAAGACCUCGGAGUACAAGCCACCCGGCUCUCCUUCCCAGAGAUGCAAAGUCUACACCCAGAAGGGGGUCCUACCAUCUCCCGCCCCGCUGCCUUCCUCGGGCAAGGAUUCUGGCGUGGCGUCUAGUGAGUCCUUGCUGCAGCCCGAGGUGCGUACGCCCCCGGUUGGAAUGAGCCCCCAGGUUUUGAAAAAAUCCAUGUCUGCUGGGAGCGAAGGGUUCCCGGAAACUCCUGUCGAUGAUGAGCAGCAGGCAGCUACUCCUCCAGAGUCCGAGAAGGAGAUCCUGAGCACCACGAUGGUGACGGUGCAGCAGCCGCUGGAGCUAAACGGUGAGGAUGAGCUGGUGUUCACGCUGGUGGAGGAGCUGACCAUCAGCGGGGUCCUGGACAGCGGCCGCCCCGCCAGCAUCAUCAGCUUCAACAGCGACUGCUCUGUGCAGGCCCUGGCCUCGGGCUCGCGGCCCGUCAGCAUCAUCAGCAGCAUCAGCGAGGACCUAGAGUGCUACUCCGGCAUGGCCCCCGUCUCCGAGGUCAGCAUCACACAGUUCUUGCCCCUCCCGAAGAUGAGCCUGGAGGAGAAGGCCCAGGAGGCAGGGAGCAGACGCUCUUCCAUCAGCUCCUGGCUGAGCGAGAUGAGUGCGGGCAGUGAGGGGGAGCAGUCAUGCCACAGUUUCAUAGCCCAGACGUGUUUUGGGCACGGGGAGGCAAUGGCAGAACCCGCGUCCUCGGAGUUCGUCAGCGGCAUCCAGAACAGCGCUGUGGUGUGCAGAGAGAGGCCCAAGGCCAGCCCCGACAACUUGCUCAUCCCAUCUGAGAUGGGAGAUGACUCUUUCAACAAAGCAACCCUCAUCAAAGGCUGCAAAAUAUCCACCCUGGGCAAGGCCAUGGUCACCAUCUCCAACACGGCCAAUCUGAGCAGCUGUGAGGGGUACAUCCCCAUGAAGACCAACAUCACGGUUUACCCCUGCAUUGCCGUGAGUCCCCGGAACGUCCAAGAGCCCGAGGCCCCCACUGCCACCCCCAAAGCAGGCCCCAUAUUAGCCCAGUCCCAGGAGAGUAAGGAAAACAGUAGCAAGAAAGAGAUGACAUUUGAGGACCCCUGGCUGAAAAGAGAAGAGGAAGUAAAAAAAGAGAAUGCUCAUCCCAGCGAAGAAGGGAUUAGGUGUGAGACUGCCACGGGCGCCUCGAACGCGGAGACCAGAGCUGAGCAGGAGCAGGACAGAAAGCCCAGCCCGGGCGACAGGCUCAGCAGCAGCAGCGGGGAGGUGUCGGCCUCCGCCGUCACUGACAACUUCAGGAGGGUCGUGGACGGGUGUGAGAUGGCCCUGCCUGGUUUGGCCACCCAGAGCCCCAUGCAUCCCAACAAAAGCGUCAAGUCCAGCAGCCUUCCCAGGGCGUUUCAGAAGGCCAGCCGGCAGGAGGAGCCGGACAGCCUCUUCUACUACUGCGCUGCCGAGACCAACGGGGUGGGUGCAGCCUCGGGCGCCCAGCCCUCCAAGGCUACCCUUGAGAGGAAGGUGGCUUCCCCCAAGCACUGUGUCCUGGCUCGGCCCAAAGGGACUCCCCCGUUGCCCCCUGUCCGAAAGUCCAGCCUGGACCAGAAGAACCGGGCCAGCCCUCAGCACAGUGCCAGCAGCAGCGGCACCAGCAGCCCCCUGAACCAACCAGCCGCCUUCCUGGCGGGCCUCCCAGAUGAGCCUGGCGGCAAGACGAAGGACGCCAGCAGCAGCAAGCUCUUCAGUGCCAAGCUGGAGCAGCUGGCCAGCAGAACCAACUCCCUGGGCAGGGCGACGGUCAGCCACUACGAAUGCCUCUCCCUGGAGCGGGCCGAGAGCCUGUCCUCCGUGAGCUCCCGGCUGCACGCAGGCAAGGACAGCACCAUGCCCCGCGCGGGGAGGAGCCUGGGCCGCAGCGCCGGGACCUCGCCCCCCAGCUCUGGGGCCUCCCCCAAGGCCAGCCAGUCCAAGAUCUCCGCCGUGAGCAAGCUCCUCCUGACCAGCCCCAAGGCGCGCAGCCUGUCCACCUCCACCACCAAAACCCUCAGCUUCUCCACCAAGUCCCUGCCGCAGGCGGUGGGCCAGAGCUCCAGCUUGCCCCCCGGCGGGAAGCACAUGUCCUGGUCCACGCAGUCCCUCAGCAGGAACCGGAGCUCAGGCCUGGCCUCCAAGCUUCCUCUGCGGGCCGUCAAUGGGCGCAUCUCGGAGCUGCUACAGGGUAGCACGGGCGCCCGGGGCUUGCAGCUGCGGGCCGGGGCCGGGCCCGAGGCCGAGGAGCGCGGGGCGGCCCUGGCUGAGGACAAGCCCGCGGCCGCGCACCUGCUCCCGUCGCCCUACAGCAAGAUCACGCCCCCGCGGAGGCCCCACCGCUGCAGCAGCGGCCACGGCAGCGACAACAGCAGCGUGCUGAGCGGGGAGCUCCCGCCGGCCAUGGGGAAGACGGCCCUGUUCUACCACAGCGGCGGCAGCAGCGGCUACGAGAGCAUGAUGCGGGACAGCGAGGCCACCGGCAGCGCGUCCUCGGCGCAGGACUCCACGAGCGAGAACAGCAGCUCCGUGGGCGGCAGGUGCCGGAGCCUCAAGGCUCCGAAGAAACGUUCCAAUCCAGGUUCUCAGAGACGGAGGCUUAUCCCAGCACUAUCCCUGGACACCUCUUCCCCUGUGAGAAAACCCACCAACAGCACAGGCGUCCGCUGGGUGGACGGCCCCCUGCGGAGCAGCCAGAGGGGCCUUGGGGAGCCCUUUGAGAUUAAAGUCUAUGAAAUCGAUGACGUGGAGCGCCUGCAGCGGCGACGAGGGGGCGCCAGCAAGGAGGUCAUGUGCUUCAACGCCAAGCUGAAAAUUCUGGAACACCGCCAGCAGAGGAUCGCCGAGGUCCGCGCCAAGUACGAGUGGCUGAUGAAGGAGCUGGAGGCGACCAAACAGUACCUGAUGCUGGAUCCCAACAAGUGGCUCAGUGAAUUUGACUUGGAGCAGGUUUGGGAGCUGGAUUCCCUGGAGUACCUGGAGGCCCUGGAGUGUGUGACGGAGCGCCUGGAGAGCCGUGUCAACUUCUGCAAGGCCCAUCUCAUGAUGAUCACCUGCUUCGACAUCACCUCCAGGCGCCGGUAGAGGAGCCAGCCCCUUGUCCUAGCGGUUCCCCGCUCCCCAGGACUUCAGAGACAGUGCACGCCCCUAGGCCCUCUGUGCCGGGGCAUCAAAGACAAUGAAUGAGGAUGAAGGUUGGUGGCAAGUCUGGAGCGAGCGUUGAGCGAAGGCGAGUUUUCUUUUCUUUUGUUUUCUGUAGGAAAGGCGCAAACGUCAAACACCCAUGGAAGGAGAAAAGGAUGGGAAGCCCGAGGGGUGUCCGCCCUGCGAGACUGAAAAAGCACUUUGAGGAACCUUACCUUGUUUGUACAUAAGAACUGCUAGUGAACGAGACCUCACUCUUCUCUUACUUUCGUGAGAGAGGAGCGGGGCGGAUGUAGGAUUGCUGUGGAAAGUGAACACAACAACAAAAAGACCCAGAAUGACUGAUUAAGUGCCUUGCAAAUCUUUAUUAUUAUCCAAACAUUUAUGUUCAUACUUUCUUGUGUACAGAUGGUGCUAGUCAAGAUGAAAACAACAAAACAAAAACAUUUUGGAAAUGUAUUCACAGCUCGUUUUCUCUUGGUGUUUUAUCCUAUUUCUGACUUGCUGUUUCUAAGUAAGUUGUGUUUGUAGAGCUAUUUCCUAAUCAGUAUUGCUUAUGAAUAAAUGUUACCUGUCUUUUAUGGUUAUUCUGGUGAGGCCACUCAAACAGAACAAGAGGCUUCCUCGGCACGAGCCAGUGUGUGUUUCCAAAGUAGGUUUGGAGCAGCAGGUGACCUCGAUGCCAUGUCCCAACAAGCAGCGUGGUCAGGGCAGACCCAGAAGGUUGAUUGUGGGGCAGGUGCUUUAGAGAACGGGCAAGGAGCCGGACGCUGCAGCAUUGGGGAGGAGGAGUCCUUUGCGACCUGGGUCCUCCCUGCUCCUGGGAGGUGGGCUGUGUGUUCUGUAGACAGUUUGCCCCCCUCAAGUCCUCACACACAUAUGGUUCCUUGACCCACAAAUCCACAGUUUGCCUGGCCCUCAAAAUUCGUAUUCAUUUUUAUUCCAAAGACUUGAAGGAAAGCUGGAACCAGUUCACCAGAGCUGUAUUUUCUAGUGUUGUGAAUUGACUAAAGUAGGAUUUACCCCAGCUGAGAGACCUCCUCAGGCUUGUUCAGAGACUUCACCUGUAUUGGAUUAGAACAAGGGUUCUUGAGACGGUACAUCUUGUCUGUUGUCCAGAGUCCAAGGAUUUCAGCUCUCCUACGUCCCAGAGCCUCUACGCCAAGAAGGGACGGGCUUGUCCUCUCAGUCUUUGCCCCUCUACCCAAAGGCAGAGCUUCCCUCCAUAACUCCCACAACCCUGGAUAUCAGUCUUUGCCCCUACCCAAAGGCAGAGCUUCCCCUCCAUAACUCCCACAACCCUGGAGAGGCAGAACAUAGCUGAAGAGAUGGAUGUCCAGGUUUUGGCUCCCAAUAACUCAGGACUUCAAAUUUAGGUGUUCCUCCCUGUAACAAUUCCCUUAGGAAUUACACCCAUUUUAGUGAUCGAUAGAAUCCCCAGGUCCAGAGUGGUCAAGGGAUUUGCCUGAUCAAAGCUGUGGUGCUGAUAGAACAGCCUGGAAGCCAGGAGUCCCUGCAGCCUUCACAUCAAGGACAGUGCUUAGGCAUUUGCAGAGUACGCUUCCCUUUUGCCCUCAAAUGCAGCAUAUCUUCAUGAGCCUGUUUCCAACUAGGCUGCCUUUAUUAACCAACAACUCAGCCCCAGCCACUCCCCAAGGGGGGAAAAAAACGCUACAUUUCUGGCUCAGUGUACCUCUGGACGCUGCAGCCCACACAGCUGGCUGAACUCGGUAAAUGGGAACCAAAGUCUUGUGAGCUUCACAUGAUCUGCUCCUUUGUUAUCAGAACAGGGUUCAGGUGGCCCUGUUGGCGGAAGCCAGCUCCUGGGUCACGAGUCUGGCUUUGCACCUUUCCUAAGAGUCUGCUUCUGUACAAACAGGAGACAUGCCCACAUCUGCCAGCUGAACAGGCUCAACUGCAGGGAGAGGCUGCUCUGGCAUGGCUCAGUCUCCCUUCUAUGCAUCUCCCAAGUCUGAUAAGUUUGUUGCCCUAGGAAGCAGGACCUCCCUAAGCUCCUGCGCCUUGACCCCAUUCUGCAGGACAGUCGCGUGCUCUGGGCUCACCUCUGGCCCUCACAGCACUUGUGUAAGUGAGUUUGCUUAACAGUAAUAUCUUUGGAAGCGUCUGGACCCAAAGGGAAGCCAAUCCUUCGAGUUUUCCGUCGGGCAAUCUCUUUUGGUGGCUGGUUUUAAACGUGUAGUUCAUGAAAAGUCUUUAAUUGGAGAUUUUCAAAGGUGAAUAUUCUGUUUUUGUUGGAAACAAACUCAUCUGAUGGGUCAUCGGUGAGCUUGGUUUUCGCCGCUGCCACGUCCUCCCCUGAGGUUCCUUCCAUGCUGUGCCUCCUUUCUUUAGCCAGUGACAGAGCCUGGUGCCCUUGCUGGACUGAAACCGAUGGACUCCUUCCGAGGCGUGUGGCACUCGGCUUGCCUCCUGCCUGAAUUUAUCCAUUUGUAGCAACUUUAUGCUAUAAUAGAAGCUUGAAUAAAACCAAGAGUUCUCUUACCAAGUCAGACUGGCUUCCCAAGAUGCCCAUCACAGGACACCUCGCAGGAUCCCGCAGGCCGCGGUGAAGGAGAAUGUUUUAUGUUGAUGUUGAUGUUGUCUAUUCUCUCUCUCUUCUCUUUGCUUUUUUUUUUUUUGACCGAAAUAAGCUGCAAACAUGUUAAUUUACCAAUAUUGAUAAACCAGGUGAAGAAAUCGGGCAUUUUACAUUAUGAUGUGCUUGUUCCUGUCUCUGCCUAUAAACGGACGAUGAUGAUGAAGGAGGGAGUUCUGGCUGACCGUUCUGAAGCAGUCCCGGGCACGGAGUGACCAGACGUGAGAUAGUUCCAGGUCGCCUCUCGGUUUUGGUGACACAGAACCCGAGGAGGCACGGGGAAAAUGUCAAAAUGUCAAAGAACCUAUUUCUAUUUCAUUACCCACAAACGAAAGGACUAGAAAAAAAUAUUUGAAAUUCACAUUUAGAUGCAUAGGUCUUAAUUCCUUGUCUAAAACCUGUCCUCCUCACCCCCUGCUCCAAAUAUAGGAGGCGGAAGCAUUAGCAGCAGAGCAAAACUAAGAUCUGAAAACAGGCAAUGGUGCUAUUGUUUCCCUGGGAGUCCCUCCGUGUCGCACUGCAGGAUGGUGCUGCCUGCUGAGAGGGCGUGAGCGUUUGCUUCAUCACGGGCUUUCAGUUCCCACCCGCGAGUGCAAACUUUGAUCUUAUUGUCCUUGAAUUCCCCUCUGCAUCAUGGGGAAGCUGUGUCUUUCAUCUCUUCCGGAUUGGAAAUCAGAGCACUCUCCUGUUGUUUAUUCGCCAGUUGCCGUUCUUAACGUGGGGGAGCAUUAGGAUGCAAAUGCAGAGACGUGUCCGUCUUGACGAAGGUGGGAAUCCCUGAGCCGGAGAAGGGGCUCCCGCAUGAGAAGCUGCGAUAAAAAGCCAGGCAUCGCAGCGUGGGGAAUUCGGCAGGCAGGAAUCUGGCCUGGUUUGUCAUAAAUUAGCCUUAAACUUGAAGUCUACUAUAUUCUUAGAAGACGGCAGUGGCUUCAGUCCAGCCGCAUCUACCAUCCAGAGUAGAGGUUCAAAAAGUCUUAUACGCACCUACAAGUCUCACACUUGCUGCUCAGAUUUCUGACAAAAUCUCAAGAGUUCUGUUUGUAUUGACAAAAAAUGCAGUUGUGCUCACUUGGGUGUGUAUCUCAUGUCCUUGUAAACCAGCCACCUUCUCUGGAUCGAAGGCAAGGCUGGCAAGUCUGCGGAUUUGUUCAGUGCAAACACAGCCGCCUACAUCAUUGGCCACUGCUGAUUAUAUUGAGUGUUUCUAGGUUUUUUACGUUUCUUAUUCCAAAAAGGCUUUUAGACUGUAAAAUGACUAAAGAUGAGUUAAUUUCCAGACUGAAAACGAAGGAGUCCUGCCUUUACUCAUUGUUCUUUCCUGCUAGACUAGUAACCCGUUCUUGGAGCACACACAGAGUCCCUCGCUUCUAAAGACAAUACGUCUUAAACCCUGCAACCUUGCCAGUGAGAAAGAGGUUGAAAGUCCUGUUGGCUAUUAGCUGAGGCUAAGCCGUCUGCUGCCGCCGUCCCUGGGGCCUCCAUGCUGCCACCGGGGUGUGUGGCCCAGCUGUGCCCCCACUGGAGGACACUCUUCAGUGCCACCACAUGGGAGUCUGGGCGGGGAGGAAAGGCACACAGCCCACUUUUCUCUGCACCAAAUGAAACCAAGCUGGGUGUUCAGUGCCACUGAUGCAAGUAAAUGGGUCUCAGAUUUUGGGGGGGCUGGGGGGCAGGCGGUAGACACAGUGUUUCUUUGGAUUCUAAUAUCUCUUUUUCCACCUCCAGAAAGUAUCUGUCAACAUUGGUGGGUAACAGUUCAUAAAGUGCAUCGCUUAGCAAUCUUCCUGACAAAAUGACACAUUUUAAAAUUACAGGCUGUUCAUUAUUUCCAUCACAAUGCAAGCAUAAUUCUAAUCCAGGAGAAGCUAUUGUCAUUUAAGCUCAUCUUCUGAGAAAAAUGUUUUUCUGAAAAUUCCUAGAAACUAAUUUAUCCCUCUCUAAACAAACACAUUCUGCUUUUGGGUGGCCAGAAGCUGCAGCAACGUCCUAACACUGGACACAGUGGGGCUUGGGGCAGUAUCCAGCCUUCAUUGCAUACAAUUCUUAUUCUCUAAACACAGCUGCUCCCAAGGUCCACACGUGUGGAGGCGAGUACUGAAGCACCACACUCACACAUCUAUUCCAUGCAUACAUAGAAAUUACCUUCAAAGAAGCUUCCUUCUUUCAUUCCCUAUCCUGCUAACAGCCCACACUGUCAUAGUUGAUUUAUGAAGAAGUUAAAAUUUAUUUGUGAACUCAGGAUGUUGUUUUACGGCGUUGCGUGUGUUCUCUCAUUUACGUAUGCGUCGCGGUUGGAAAUGUUAUCCACGUGCCGUGCAUCGAGGUGGAGGUUUGCUGGAUCUGUCUGUGGCUAUUUUUUUUCCAUGUUUUUCUCACUCAAGCAAAGUCUGUUAGUGGAGACAUGCGCUGGGGGAUGGGGGGAGGACAGAUAAAUCAAGAGGAUAGGGAUUAGGAUCCAAUCCUCAAUGCACAGGGCUUAGUUCAAAAUCUAAGCUGUUUGUGUAGUAAGUAGCCAAAUGGGAAAGACUCCUUCAUUUUGAAUUUGAUGAGAAUGGGCUUGGAAAUCCACGUCCACCGGCUUGCAUGGAAGAGGAUCCAGCCUCUUCCCACUCGUUCGACAUUAAAUUUCUGAGGAAAGUUCUGACAUUUUUAGUUCCCUACAUUCCCUAAGACUCCCAUCCAGCCCCUGGUGCUACCGAAGGGAGUUUGGGAAAGCAGCCAAGAGUUCCUUAGCUUGGAUAUGUAUAGUACCUGUUUUUCUUUUGGUUUUUUGUUUUUCCUCUGGAAAAACCAAAGCACUUUAGUGAGUCUUACAGCCUUAAGGCAUUUUGUCCCCUCACUGGAUCCCCAAGAGGCAGGGAGGGGCUGGGUCAGUAAUCUCAUUUGAGAGGUAGCUAAACCUAGGAGCAAAGGCCUUGAGCUAGGAGCAAGGACACUGGGCCGCCAGCUUGGUUGUGUUACUAGCUAUGCAACCUUGGGCGAGCCUCUUCACUUUGCUGGGCCUCAGGUUCCCGAGUGGAAGACCAGGGGUGAGAACAGCUGCCCUUCUGGGAGAGCAUAAAGAGAAAGUGGUAUAAGUGAUGGGAAGUGCUUCGAAGACUUUAAAGCUCUGUGUAGGAGCUGGGGGUAAUCAUUUACCGAUGAAGAAACUGAAGUCUAGUCAUUGAUUGGCCCGAGUUCACAGAGUGGUUUUAUAGCAAAACGGGGACUUGAGUCCAGCUUGUUGGAUUCUUCCCAUUAGAUCAUAUUGCACCAGGCAUACGUGGACAUGAACAGAUAUCAUUCCUCUAAGGUGUGUGUACAUACAUGGAUGUGUGUGUACAGGAGAUACCUGAUGUGGUGAAAAGGCCAUAGGACAGCAAACCUGAGUUCUCAUCCAGCUUUGCCAGUCAUCCUGUCCGGGAUAUACUUCCUAACUCCUCUGGAACUCAGUUUUCUAACCUGUAAAAGGAAGACAUUGUGCUGGAUGACCUUUGUGGUUCCUUCAAGCUCUGGAUCUCGAAUUCCAUGAUUAGUAAUGUAUGUAUGUAUGUAUAUAUAAAUAUGCUUAUCUGUAGAAACGGGCCCAUUUGAAACGUGGAGGCGAGGCCUGCCCAGGUGCAUUUAUCGUGCCAGAAACAGCGAAUUCCUAAAUAAGUUCAUAAAAUCUUAUUUUACAAUUCAAUGGUAGUGCUUAAUGUUAUUGUCUGAAAUCCACUGUUUAACCGGAUGGAAGACUGGUGCCAUUUAAAACAUUAUUAGUUCACAAGUGUGUGCUGUUAAAAUUCUUUAAUAAAACUCAUUUGUUAUAGUCAGAAAUUCAACUCUUCUGUACUUGGGCAGGUCCCAGCAGCCCCUUGGCAGGCUGGUUUUGUGCAUGGGCCUUUGCAAGCUAUAUAAACGUUAGGUGUUGGCUUGAUUAUGAUAAAUAUGAGCAGGCUCCCUGGAGAACAGUCCAGAAAAAAGAGUUAUAGUUCUCACAAACUGGUGACAUGAGUCCAUUAAGCUGUGUGGCAUUUUCCAGUGUAAAGACAUUGUUUGCUGGCUACGAUCUCUGACUUUCUGUGGCAUAUGAGGUGUAAAAUGUUGUCAAAAAAGAAUCUGGUGUUAAAAUCAAACUAUGGUGGCAUUAAAUGUUCACUUCUAUUCUA